Messenger RNA from Acomys russatus (golden spiny mouse), 4156 nucleotides. RefSeq names its product transmembrane protein 132C (gene Tmem132c). The transcript is spliced from 9 exons. The record is from RefSeq and is a predicted model, not a curated record. Lineage: Eukaryota; Metazoa; Chordata; Mammalia; Rodentia; Muridae. Bases 115 to 3435 code for a protein of 1106 amino acids.
CGGUUGCAGCCUGAGAAAAGUUGUCUCGACCGGUUCACGAGCUGCUGCGGGAGCCAGAGUGCUGCCGGGGGUGGCCCCGGGCAUGGGGCAGCCGGCGUGGGCCCCGGGCUGGCGAUGGGUGGCGUGACAGCGGCCACGAUGCGCUGCGAGGGCGAGGCCCCAAGGCGGGCAGCGCGGUACGGGGCGCUGAGCCUGGUGCUGGCCGCGCUGCUGGGCCAAGUGGCAGAAGGUCGCGGGGUCGUCGAAAAUAUACAGAGAUUCUCUUCGCUGCCGCCAUACCUGCCUGUGAGCUUCCAUGUCCUCAGAGCAGAGACGUCCUUCUUGCUGAAGGAGGCCAACCCGGACCUGCUACGGAAUGCCAGCCUACAAUCCAGGGUGGAGUCUUUCUUCACCUACAAGACCAGGCAGCCCCCCGUAUUAAACGCCAGCUAUGGGCCUUACUCUGCAGAAAAAGUCAUACCUCUGGACCUGAUGUUGAACCCCGACUUUUUAGGCCCAGCCAAUAAGUUUCCUUUUGACUGGAGGCUGAAGGCCCACAUCCUUCAGGAGAAAGUCUACCUGGGUCGGCCCAAAGUACAGGUGCUCUUCCACAUUGUGGGCCGCGACUGGGAUGACCACAGGGCAUCUGAGAAGCUUCCCUGCCUGCGGGUCUUUGCAUUCCGAGACACUCGGGAGGUCCGAGGCAGCUGCCAGCUGAGUGGAGCCCUGGGGUUGUGUGUGGCUCAGCUGGAGAUGCUGCCCAGCUGGUUCAGUCCCCCGACUGUGGUGUCCGGGCGCAGGAGGCCCACAGAGCAGCCAGAGGGGAGUCCCGUGGAACUGUACUACACUGUGCAAUCAGGAGAUGAGCGAGGGGACUGCACCGGAGGGGACACCAGAAAGGACAAUGCCAUCCGUCCAGGAAAGGAUGGACAAGAGGAUAGGCUGUCCCACCUGCAGAAGAUUGGCACCGUUGACCUUUACCGAACCCAGGACAGCACCCAGCUCAGCGAACUGCGUUUGGAUGGCAAUGUGGUCAUCUGGCUCCCGUCCCAACCCGUCAAGCAGGGGGACAUAGUCACUGCCUCUGUCACCAUCGCCAAUAACUCUACUGUGGACCAUUUUAUCCUGAGAGCCAAGGUGAAGAAGGGGGUGAACAUUCUGACUGCACAGACCAGUGAGCCUCGGCACUGGGAUGUGAGGCAAGAGAUGGGCAAUGGAGGGAAGCAUACCACCACUUCUGUGGCCUGUCAGCGCCUGGGGCCUGGGGCACGAGAUAGAAGCAACAACUUAUUCAACGAGGUCAUGCAGAUGAAUUUUGAGAUCGCCAGCUUCAGCAGCCUCUCCGGAACACAGCCCAUCACGUGGCAGGUGGAGUACCCAAGGAAGGGGACCACAGACAUCGCUGUGUCCGAGAUCUUCAUCAGCCAGAAGGACCUGGUCGCCAUUGUUCCCCUUGCUAUGGACACUGAACUCCUGAACACAGCCAUCCUCACGGGGAAGACGGUGGCCAUGCCUGUCAGGGUGGUGUCGGUGGAGGAGAACAGCACAGUGAGGGACAUCUCAGAGCUGGUGGAGUGCAAGGCCAUGGAUGAGGAUGUCAUCAAGGUCUCAGACCACUGUGACUAUGUCUUUGUCAAUGGCAAAGAGAUCAAGGGCAAGGUGGACUCCGUGGUGAAUUUUACCUACCAGCACCUGAGCGCACCCCUGCGUGUCACCGUGUGGGUGCCACGGCUUCCCCUGCAGAUCGAAGUCUCUGACACAGAACUCAGCCAGGUUAAGGGCUGGCGGGUCCCCAUCAUGGCCAGCAAGAGGCCCACUCGGGACAGCGAGGAGGAGGAGGAGGAAGAGCAGAGAGGCCGGGGUUGUGCACUGCAGUUCCAGCAUGCCACAGUACGGGUCCUCACCCAGUUUGUGUCAGAGGGUGCUGGGCCCUGGGGCCAGCUGAGCCACCUCCUCAGUCCAGUCUGGCAGUUUGACAUCACCCACCUGGUGACUGACUUUAUGAAGCUGGAGUCUCCACACAUAGCCACCCUGCACGACAGCAGAGUCCUGGUUGGAAGGGAAGUUGGGAUGACCACCAUCCAGGUGUUGUCCCCACUGUCCGACUCCAUCUUGGCAGAGAAGACAGUAACUGUGCUGGAGGACAAAGUGUCCGUGACAGACUUGGCUGUCCAGGUGGUAGCUGGGUUGUCUGUCACCCUACACCCCAUCUCAGAGAACAACAGGGCCACCACAGCUGUGGCUACAGCUGAGGAGCUGCUGCGUGCCCCAAAACAGGAAGCAAUAGUCAGCACAUGGCUGCAGUUCAGUGAUGGCUCAGUGACACCCCUGGACAUCUAUGACACCAAGGACUUCUCCUUGACUGCCAUCUCUCUGGAUGAGGGUGUUGUGUCCAUCCCACAGCCGCUCUCACCUUGGUGGCCCACUGUGGUAGCUGAAGGAGAAGGUCAGGGCCCACUGCUUCGAGUGGACAUGUCCAUCGCCGAGGCCUGUCAGAAAUCCAAGCGCAAGAGCGUGCUGGCUGUGGGCAUCGGCCAUGUAGGAGUCAAGUUUGGAUGGGAUGAUGCUGACUCCGGCCAGACCAGAGAUAAGGAUGAGGACAUCAAGAACCAUGCCAGUGAUCGCCGGCAGAAGAUGCAGGACCUGGAACGCCUAGGCCAGGAUGAGCUGUACCAUGGCAACUCUCCUGGGGAUCGUGAGGAAGGGGCCCUGCUGAGUGCCACCACUACUGCCAAGUCCCUGCUAGAUAACAAAGUGGGGAAGAGUGGCAGGCUGGAUGGAGCCAGGCUACAAAGCAUCCCCAUAGACUUCACCAACUUCCCAGCCCAUGUGGACCUCCCCAAGGCCGGGGGCACACUGGAGGAAAAUGGUCUGAUGCAGACAGCCCAUGGCCUGAGUGACCUGGAGAUUGGGAUGUAUGCCCUCCUGGGUGUCUUCUGCCUCGCCAUCCUUGUCUUUCUUAUUAACUGUGCCACCUUCGCCUUCAAGUACAGGCACAAACAGGUGCCUCUGGAAGGCCAGGCAUCCAUGACCCACUCUCAUGACUGGGUGUGGCUUGGCAAUGAGGCGGAGCUCCUGGAGAACAUUGGGGAUGUGUCACCACCCCAGGACGAGCACACGACCAUCAUAGACCGAGGGCUGGGAGGCUUCGAGGAAAGCAACAACUUGCUUCUCAAUGGUGGCUCCCAAAAGCACAGGCAGAGCCAGGUCCACAGGCCACCGGGUUCUGGGGGGCACCAGGGCAGGGAGCCCAGGCAGGAACCUGCCAACUCCCCCACCUCCAAGAUGAAGAAGGUGAAGUUUGCCACCUUCACCAUCCCACCUGAGGACAGCUGCCCCGCAGUGAACUCCAUCCUCGGUGGUGAAGAUGAUAUCAAGUGGGUUUGCCAAGAUGUGGAUGUUGGAGCGCCUAAGGAACUCAGAACCUACCUGGAGAAAUUCCAAGACAGUGUGUAGUGCCCAGGCCAUCUCACCAACACGGAGCAGUGUCCUCUUUUCCUCCCUCCCUCAGCAGAGCAGCUGGCUGGAGAGAGAACUCUCAGUGGACUGAGUGAGGAAGGCUGGGGACCACAAAACACCAGCUAGCGGUUUAGAAGCUUGGAAGGGAUGUUUUUAUACUCAAGGGUUUUUUUUUUUUUUUCUUAGCAGUUGAGGAUGGUAGGUUUCCAGGUGUUUGAGUCUCUGACUCCACAGGGAGGAAGAGUGGACCCAAGACAGAACUGCUCGGAAGUGAGAAGAGUUAUUUUAUGAAUCAAAUUACACUGCAGACAAGCUACCAAAAAUAUUUGUUAAAAAAAAAUACAAAAAAAGACAAAUAAAAAGACAAAUGACUGUCUGUUUAUAUUUCUAAUAAAGGAACAGAAUGUAAAAAUAGGGCUUGCUAAGAGAAAGCCUCCAUUUUAAUUCGAUCUCCACAUUUCUGAGUACAGCCCAGGUCUGGUGCCCAAGGAGAGGCACAUCUGAACACUGCUCACCUCUUAGGAAAAAAUAAGAAAUUUCCAUUUGAGUCCAUAUCUCCUUUUGCUUCUAUGUUUCCUUUCUAGUGUCUUUCCACAUGUUUAUUUCUGAGGACCAAGUGGUAUAUUUUCCUAAAGGAAAUAUAAAUUAUAUUUCUAUUCAUUAGAUAACUGGGUUUUUUUCCUUUUUUUAGGAGGACCAUCAAUGGAUCAAUUAUGUU